UUCAAAUUGCUGUGUGAAGUUUAUAAAACGAAGUUUCUUAAACACUGGAUAGCUUCAAUAAUUUGACCAUUUUAGAAGACCAAGAGUCUUAUGUAAAAAUCGGUUUAAAAUAAAAAGUAUUUUUAUUUUUUAGAACGAUUCUCAAGUUGUCAAUUAGAAUUCGCGAAAAACUUUCCAGUACAAUCAAAAUUUUAAAAUUUUCCUGCUCUUUGCGAAAUUGGAAAAAUUGUCCAAGUUUUUAUUACCAAACGACCAGAAUUUCCAUCAACGCAGCCAAGUUGGGCGUAAUUACGGGUGAUUUCGGUGUAUGUGUGUGUGAAAAAGGGCGAGGCGCGCACACCAGCCAGCCAUUUUUAGAAAGCUGCUCUCCAUCAAGUGUUAUUGAAUAGGCCCCGGCACCACAUUAGGAGGGCACCGCGGGUAGGCAGCCUGGUGUGCGCGGCCGUGUUGCGGGUGGCGUGCGUGCGAUUUCGGCAGGCGCUCCCCGACCCCCGCGCUGCUGUCCGACGCCCUGUUCCGAGCCGGACCAUUACUUCUAAUUGGGCUGGAAUUAUUUAGCGUCGCAAACCAGCCCGUUUGUCCCGCAUGAACUUGUGCUUAAUGAUCGCGGCAAUAACGAUAUUGUCGCUCCGCAGACUGAAACACCCACCGGAAAUCGUAAAACGGCAACACUGCCUGCGAAUUCGCUCACCCCUUUUGACCCAAAAUCCAGACAAAAAGUGGCCACUUUUAUUUUUCACCCAGUUUGAUUAGCGAAAAUUGAGCAAAAUUUGCUUUUUUUAAAAAAAAAAUGUAAAUUGCAUCAAGAUUGAAAAUUGGAAGGUAAAGCAAAAUGCAAAUUCAUGAAUUCUCAUAUAUCAUGUAUCAAAGUUAAAAAAAAAACACAAUUUUCAAAGAAAACACAAGUUUCAAGGAAUCAUACAAUUUUGAUGGUUUCAAUUUUUUUAGGGGGAGGGGGGUCUUUUUUGGAGCCCAUAAAAUGUUAAAGUUCACCGUGACCUAGCCCUCGAGCGGCGGGCGCAGCACCUACGCCAAGUGUCUGCGCCGGAUCAGCUGUUCCCCAGACAGAGGGGCAAAAAUCAAUGGCACUCGGUCGGUGUGUUUUUUACGCGAGUCUGGCCGUGUUGUGGGUUGCGUUCGGCAGGGGCAUAAUGAGCGGGACGUGAGCACCGACUGCAGGCCCGGACACGAGGAUGGCGCCCACCGAGUGCUCCAUGAGCUUCACCGAGUCCGAGCACGGCAACUCGAUGCUCGAGAAGCUGCGGAGUCAGCGCGAGGAGGGCCGCUUCUGCGACGUCACCCUCUACGUUGAGGGACGCAGCUUCAGGGCACACCGCAGCGUUCUAGCCUCAUGCUCACCGUACUUUGACUCAAUCCUGAAGAUGCACCGCGUGGUUAAGGAGCGACUGACGGUGACGUGCCAGAACUCAGAGGUGUUUCACUGCCUGAUUAACUACAUGUACACGGGAAUCGUGCUGAUCAACGAGGCCAACGUAGCCGAGAUGCUGCGACUGGCCAACCACUUCCUCGUCUCCAAGCUCAAGACGCACUGCGAGGAGUUCCUCGACAAGAACCUCAGGCUGGAUAACUGCUUGCAGACCAGGCACCUGGCCGACAAAUACGACAUGACUGAUUUGAUACGAAACGUAGCAAUAUUCGUUAGAGCUCACGUUCACCAGAUAGUCAAGCAACAAGACUUUUUACAAUUCUCCUCAAACCAAAUCCAAGACUUUUUAUCUGAUAAGACUUUGGAGCUAGACGUGUUGACCUUACUGGAUGUUGCCUGCUGCUGGAUCAGCCACGACCUGACAACGAGGGAAUCCAUAUUCCCAACCCUGCUAGAAAUAGUCGCCGAUUGGAGUGGCCUCAGCGAGGAGCAGGUCAAAGGUCACCUCGACUCGCAGGCCCUCUACGCCAGCAGCACCGAGUGCCUGAACGCGGUGCUCGAGAACCUGGUGCGCGCCGAGAGGCUGCCACCGCAAUACCGACCCACCUACGACGCCCUCAACAACAAAGAAACAGCAACCGUAGAGCCCGAAGAACCCCCUCAAGAUGACGCUCAAGAAUUUAGUGAUGACCACAUCCUGCUGGGCUUGCACGAGCCGCUCAGCGACUCAAUUAGAAACGAAGAAAGGCCUAAGCACAAGCGAAAAUCGAGCACAAUCGCUCACCUGUGGAGAACGCCUUCGGCCCGACUGCAGGCCCUACGAAAAAUACAUGGGAAAAUGCAGGCUCUUCAGUCCCUGGAUGAAGCUGAUCUGAGUCCAGGCUCGACUCAUCAGGACGACGCCUGCACCGAGACGAUGGCCACUGACAACGGUCAAGACGACGACGAAGUUUUUAGGUGUCACUUGUGCGAGUUUUCAACUUUUUCCGUGACUGAACUGGAGCAGCACGCAGCCACAGUUCACGCUCACGAUGUGCGAUACAAGUGCAACAUUUGCGAGUUCGCAUGCAACUUCAACAAGGACUACUACUCACAUAUGAGGGAACACUUUCCUGGCCCGCCCUUCGCAUGUGAUAAUUGUGAAUACAGAUGCGACCGCAUCCACCAGGUCUUAUCCCACCGGUUGCAGCACUCGGACGAGAAACCUUUUUGCUGCCACGAGUGCGGCUUCAAGUGUCGCACCAAACCCAACCUGACGCAGCACCAAAGGUCUCACACCGGACAGAGACCGUUCACUUGUGAAGCGUGUGGCCGCUCUUUCGGCAUGAAAUCGACGCUGGAGCAACACCUGGCCACUCACAGCAGCGACAGGCCCUACCUGUGUGACACGUGCGGCUUCUCGACCAAGUAUCUCAGCCACCUAAUUGCUCAUAAAAGAAUACAUACAGGGGAGGUGCAUAAGUGCUCGUACCCACAGUGUCGGUAUACAACCCCUAAGCGAUCGCAACUAGGCUCGCACAUGCGGACGCACAUGGGGGUGCGGCCACACACGUGCUCCACGUGUGGCCGCGGUUUCCUCGAGAAGAGUCACCUUGUCCGCCACGAACGCAUCCACCUUGAGGACAAGCCGUUUAAGUGCUCGCAGUGCGACUACGCUAGUUCCAGGCGCGACAAACUGAAGGAGCACUUCAACCGACACCACGGCCAGAACGCCUCGGCCAAGGUGCCCUACAGGCCACGGCCGCCGCGCACCAGACUUGCCAAGAUGGAUGAGCUUGAGCUGCUGUUGGGGGCGACCGGUCCGUCAGGUCUUCCCCAGUUUCCCUCGUUCGAGCACCUCAAGCCCGGAGGCAAGCAGGUGGAGCAGCUCAAAGGAGGAUCUUUGCAUGCCCUUCCAAUGAUGGGAUUCGGCCAGCAGGCGUUCAUCGAACCCAUCAGGCCAAUGAUGGGCCCGGGACUGGGCUUAGCCCAAGGCAGCCUCGUCGACUAUAGCCUGCAGGCAUGCAUGCCCCUAUUUUAGACAAAGACUGUACACGUUUUCAAUCCGCUUCGAUCGUCUUCACCGUAGUCCAAGUUGUGCAAAGGAACCAAUGACUUAAAUUUAGCGGCUUGCGGUUUUAUCAAGGUAUUUGCCAGACGACUAUAAUUGUAAAAUCGCGCACGACUUCUCUCUUCGCUGUUGGCCAAAAGGGAUCCACAAAAUAAUUCUCUUAGUGCAAUCUGAUAGAGGCACCAAAAAACAUAAACAGCGUCAGCGUGGCAAUUGAUUUAUUUGUUCUUUGAAUUUUAGGUGUUUAUAUACAUUUAAUAAAGCAUAACUCAUGGGGCGGGCCAACAUGCAGAAGAGAAAAAUUGCAUUUACAUUGCAUUCCAUUUAGAUGAGGUUUUGAAAAGUUGCUCUACUCUGAUGCAAUAAAGGAUAAAUAUUAUAAUGUCGUUCAAAGUAAUACAAAAUUUGUUAAAGACAAAACUCAAAUCUUCUUGUAGCAAUUAAAAAAAACACACACAAUUUCACGUGAUCAAUACAUACCAAUGGAUUUCAUAUUGAAAUGAAAAUUCACCGGCUUAUUCCACAUGUUACUUUUUGCUUGACUAAAAUGAAUCUAGUUGCGCACUGUUUGAUUCUCUCGCUCUUUGUAACUUUGCUUCUUGAUUAUUCACUAACUGUGACAUCGCUAAGCAUAAAAAUGUUGAAUUCUCCUCCUUGACCAAAACUGUUGAAAUAAAAAUAGGUUCAAUAAUAUUAUAUACAAUAUCAAAACAGGCAAAAAUACCACAUAUGCAUACAUUUCGCGAUUCUAAAAAAAGAGAACAAAAGAUUUUGCUCAAAAGGCUUUUGAAUAACGAAGUUUUAUGUGCAUUUUUAAUACUACCUAGUGUCUGUGUUUUAAUUAUUGUAAAAGCAGCACAAACCUUAAGAGCCAAUUAUGAUUUAUUCUGCUCCCAAAAGUGCACAAAUUUCACGUUUUAAGUGUCUCGGGUACAAUUAUUGUGCGGGUCACGCUUUCGUAUUUCACAUUUGCAUAAAAAAGUUGUGACUUUUUGGAGUGCCGCGAGGGUUUUGGUAUAAAAUGUGUGUUAUAAUGUGUUUGGUUUUGGACAGAUUUGAGGUGAAAAAUCUAUUGAUUGAUCAUGCCCAAAAUUGCAUGCAUAAACCGCUUAAAGGGGGAAAAAUGAAAUAACAUUUUCCAAGUCGCUUUUAGGAAUAUAAAAUGUAUCAUUGAAUUUUCACGCAUUUUUAUCAACGCUGAGAAGAAGCAGUUUUGAAAUUUCACUAGUUUUUUUUAACUGAGGUGUUGCAUUGAUUCUUGAAAAUAUUUCACCAUAUAAAGCAGUAGCAGUAUCAUUUUUGAUAUGCUAAUUUUGCAAAUCGGUGUUCUAGUAUUGUGAAUUGUUUAUCCUUUUCAAUAAAUUAAAAAUUGACAUACUCUUCUCUCAAAAUCUAGAAGCAAUUUGCACUAAAAUCCUGGUACUUCCUCUUUCGCUAUGAUAAUUUUGCGAAGCUGAAUAUUAGAAUUGGGAAGGCAUAAGGCAAGACGAACUCAAGAAGUGGCUGUAAUGGAAAGUGAUAUGAACUUAAAAUAUUGUGAUUCAAUAGAGAUGUAGCAGACUUGGCUUUACUUGGCAUGAGGGUAAUUUUCCAUACUCACACACGUUUCUCACACACAAUAAUUAUUAUGAAUCGUUGCAGCUUAAAAUUAGACUAUCGUUAUUUUCAGUGUCAAUUUUUAUCCAAACUUUUGCUGAUGAAUGGUAUCCAAGAUUAAUUAAAAAAGCGGCACUUUUCUCGUGUGUCUUUGGGCCAUUUUGCAAAAGUGAAAUGUGCUUCGUCUACAUAAUUAUUAUUAAAGCAAAAUCAAUUGAUUACAUAUUAUGAAAAAAUUCACUUAAGAUUAUUAUUGUUAACAAAAAUAAAUACCUUAAAUAGUGUCUUUCAAUAUUUAAAGCAUAUUUAAAUAAUUAAAAAAGUUUUCAGGAUACAGGAUUAUAUUAUUAACAAUAAGAUAUCAUCUCAUCUGCUGUGUAAGUUUCUAUUUGCAAUAAAUG
Molecule: messenger RNA, 5434 nt
Organism: Neocloeon triangulifer
Lineage: Eukaryota; Metazoa; Arthropoda; Insecta; Ephemeroptera; Baetidae
Product: zinc finger protein 3-like
Exons: 10
Coding region: 1194-3407 (737 amino acids)
Biological process (GO): regulation of cytokine production; negative regulation of transcription by RNA polymerase II; regulation of immune system process
Cellular component (GO): nucleus
Molecular function (GO): protein binding; DNA-binding transcription activator activity, RNA polymerase II-specific; RNA polymerase II cis-regulatory region sequence-specific DNA binding
Source: RefSeq, a predicted model, not a curated record